This is a messenger RNA of Abrus precatorius (Indian licorice), 927 nucleotides long. Its product is annotated as 60S ribosomal protein L10-like. Lineage: Eukaryota; Viridiplantae; Streptophyta; Magnoliopsida; Fabales; Fabaceae. Gene Ontology annotation, molecular function: structural constituent of ribosome. Gene Ontology annotation, biological process: ribosomal large subunit assembly; translation. The transcript is spliced from 4 exons. The record is from RefSeq and is a predicted model, not a curated record. Gene Ontology annotation, cellular component: cytosolic large ribosomal subunit; ribosome. Bases 85 to 750 code for a protein of 221 amino acids.
CUAUAUAAAUCCUCUUUCUAGGGUUUGUGUUUGCAUUUACAGCUUCAACCCUAAAGCGUGCGGAGCAGAGAGAGAGGCGCAGUCAUGGGGCGGAGACCUGCAAGGUGUUAUAGGCAAAUUAAAAACAAGCCAUACCCAAAGUCACGAUUUUGCCGUGGUGUUCCUGAUCCCAAGAUCAGAAUUUAUGAUGUUGGUAUGAAGAAGAAAGGUGUUGAUGAGUUUCCUUUCUGUGUCCAUCUGGUUAGUUGGGAGAAGGAAAAUGUUUCAAGUGAGGCACUGGAAGCUGCUAGGAUUGCUUGCAACAAGUAUAUGGCAAAGUUUGCUGGAAAGGAUGCUUUCCAUUUGAGAGUCCGGGUACACCCCUUCCAUGUUCUGAGGAUCAACAAGAUGCUUUCGUGUGCCGGAGCUGAUAGGCUCCAGACUGGAAUGAGAGGUGCAUUCGGAAAGCCACAGGGUACUUGUGCUAGAGUGGCUAUUGGGCAGGUCCUCCUUUCAGUUCGCUGCAAGGAUAGUAACAGCCAUCAUGCACAGGAGGCCCUUCGUCGUGCUAAGUUUAAGUUCCCUGGUCGUCAAAAGAUUAUUGUUAGCAGGAAGUGGGGUUUCACCAAGUUCAGCCGUUCUGAUUAUCUCAAGUUCAAGUCAGAGAAUAGAAUCAUGCCUGAUGGUGUUAAUGCAAAGCUUCUUGGGUGCCAUGGACCAUUGGCAAAUCGUCAACCUGGAAGAGCCUUUUUGUCCACCGCUACUGCAUAAUCUGUCUGUUAAUUGGAAAUAUUAGACUUUGGAUCGCAUUAGAUUCGCAAGAGUAAAUUUGAGUUUCUUUUGUCUGCGCAUUACAUUAAACUAAGUUGAUUUUCACUUUUGCAAACCUUGUUAAUUGGAUAAUUUUAAUGUUAUAUUUUGUUUAUGUUAUUUUGCAUUACCUCGUUU